Messenger RNA from Drosophila obscura, 5879 nucleotides. RefSeq names its product probable nuclear hormone receptor HR38 (gene Hr38). Gene Ontology annotation, biological process: regulation of transcription by RNA polymerase II; retinoic acid receptor signaling pathway; cellular response to corticotropin-releasing hormone stimulus. The record is from RefSeq and is a predicted model, not a curated record. Lineage: Eukaryota; Metazoa; Arthropoda; Insecta; Diptera; Drosophilidae. Gene Ontology annotation, cellular component: nucleus; transcription regulator complex. Gene Ontology annotation, molecular function: RNA polymerase II cis-regulatory region sequence-specific DNA binding; nuclear receptor activity; zinc ion binding.
AACCGCAUUGGCCACCGUGCUGGAUCACAAGCGCCGCCCUGGGCGCCAGACAGGUGCAGCAGCAGCAGCAGCAGCAGCAGCAGCAAUAACCGCAGGAGGAGCAACAGCAGCAGCAGCCAGUCAGCAGCCCCGCAAGUCGAAACUCCUUGUCGAGCGAAAAAUCGGGAAAACUGACAGCAACACUGACAGCACAACAGCAACAGCAGCGGCAGCAGCAGCAGCAGAAACUACAGAAGCUCCGGCUACGACAGCAACAUCUGCAACAUCAACAAUUGCAGUUGCAACAACAACAACAGCAACAGCAACAGCAACAGGAGGAACAACAGCCACUGCAACUGCAACAACAGCAGCAACAGCAACAGCAAUCCAUACCACAAAAAUCAGCCAAGUGAGGCUUAAUAACCCAGCGACAUCAAGCAUGUUACUUUUGCAACCCAAUAGCUCCUUUAGUUCACUGUCGCCCUUUGAUAAUUUCUCCACGCAAUCCGCGACGACGACAACAACGUCGUCGGUAACCGCAGCAGCAGCUGGACACCAUCAUCUGCAGCAGCAUCAGCAGCAGCAGCAGCAACAUCAACAACAUCAUCAUCUCCAGCAGCAGCAGCAGCAGCAACAUCUGCAGCAGCAUCACCAACAGCAGCAGCAGCAACAUCAGCAGCAGCAGCAGCAACAUCAGCAGAUCCUUAAUACCCAACAACACCAACACCUGCUGAAGACCGAGUCACUGCUCUCCCAUGAGGAGGAUCAGUUGAUAAGCAACCUGAACGACGUGGCCGGAUCGCACAGCGAGCUCUUCUCGGAUCUCUUCUUCCCGGACUCGAACAACUCGCUGCUCUCGCCGACGACCAGCGGCUAUCCGGAUAAUCCAUCUGGCGAGGAUCUCACCAGCUCCAUCGAGAAUCUCACCAAGCUCACGUGCCUGCGGGACAAGCGGCUCUCCUCCAUUCCCGAGCAGCAGCUCAGCUCCGAGCAGGAGCAGCAGCUCUGUCUGCUCAGCCUUCGCUCCAGCAGUGAUCCAGCCAUAGCCCUCCACGCCCAACAGCAGCAGCAACAGCAGCAGCAGCAGCAGCAACAGCCCCAGCAGCAGCAGCAACAGCAACAGCAACAGCAGCAGCAAUCCGGCGCGGGCCAAAUCCAGCUGAUCUCGCCCAUCGGUGGGCCACUGUCCUGCGGCAGCAGCCUGCCCAGCUUCCAGGAGACCUACUCCCUCAAGUACAACAGCAGCAGCGGCAGCAGUCCCCAGCAGGCCUCCUCCUCCUCGACGGCGGCAGCGACGCCAACCGAUCAGGUGCUGACCCUCAAAAUGGACGAGGACUGCUUCCCCCUGACGACUGCCGCCGAGGUUAUGUCCGGCUGGAAUGCCAGUCCUGCCCCGGCUCCUGCCCAGCUCCAGCAGCUGCACACGCUCCAGACACAGUCCCAGAUGUCGCACGCCCAUCCGCAUCCCAGCAGCAGCAGCAGUGGCAGCAACAACAACAACAACAACAACAGCAGCAGCAACAACGGUGGCAGCAGUGGCUACAACUACCACGGCCACUUCAAUGCGGUCAAUGCCAGCGCCAAUCUGUCGCCCAGCUCCUCGGCUAGCUCGCUGUACGAGUACAAUGGUGUCUCCGCUUCCGAUAAUUUCUAUGGACAGCAGCAGCAGCAGCAACCGCAGCAGCAGCAGCAGCCUAACUAUCAUAACUACAAUUCACACAAUGGCGAACGCUACUCGUUGCCCACCUUUCCCACCAUCUCGGAACUGGCGGCCGCCACAGCUGCUGUGGAAGCGGCAGCAGCCGCCUCCAUUUCCGCUUCAUUGGGGCCAACGCCCGUGCGUCGAUCCUCGCUGCCCGUGCAGCGUACAGUCUCACCCGCCGGCAGCUCCGCCCAGAGCCCCAAGCUGGCCAAAAUCACGCUGGGACAGCGACAUCACGCCCAUGCACACUCGCUGCAAUUGAGUUCGGCGCCCAAUUCGGCGGCCAGCUCGCCGGCGAGUGCCGCCGGGGCAGAUCUGCAGGCGGGACGACUGCUGCAAGCAGCCUCCCAGCUGUGCGCCGUUUGCGGGGACACCGCCGCCUGCCAGCACUAUGGCGUGCGGACCUGCGAGGGCUGCAAGGGAUUCUUCAAGCGGACGGUGCAGAAGGGCUCCAAGUAUGUGUGCCUGGCGGACAAGAUGUGCCCGGUGGACAAGCGGCGACGCAAUCGCUGUCAGUUCUGUCGCUUCCAGAAGUGCCUGGUCGUGGGCAUGGUCAAGGAAGUGGUGCGCACGGACUCCCUGAAAGGACGCCGUGGCCGGCUGCCCUCCAAGCCGAAAUCGCCACAGGAGUCGCCGCCAUCGCCACCCAUUUCGCUGAUAACGGCUCUGGUGCGGAGUCACGUGGACACGACGCCCGAUCCGUCGUGCCUGGACUACACCCACUACGAGGAGCCGUCGAUGAGCGAGGCGGACAAGGUGCAGCAGUUCUAUCAUCUGCUGACCAAUUCGGUGGAUGUGAUCAAGCAGUUUGCGGAUAAGAUACCCGGCUACCUGGAUCUCACGCCCGAGGAUCAGGAGCUGCUCUUUCAGUCCGCCUCCCUGGAGCUGUUCGUCCUGCGUCUGUCCUAUCGCGCACGCAGCGACGACACCAAAAUGAUCUUCUGCAAUGGCACGGUGCUGCAUCGCCAUCAGUGCCAGCGAUCAUUCGGCGAGUGGCUGAACGACAUCAUGGACUUCAGUCGAAGUCUGCACAGUCUGGAGAUUGACAUAUCAGCGUUUGCCUGCCUGUGUGCCCUCACACUGAUCACAGAGCGUCAUGGCCUGCGUGAGCCAAAGAAAGUGGAGCAGCUGCAGAUGAAAAUCAUUGGCAGUCUGCGCGAUCAUGUCACCUACAAUGCGGAGGCGCAGAAGAAGCAGCACUACUUCAGUCGCCUGCUGGGUAAACUACCGGAGCUGCGCUCCCUCAGCGUUCAGGGAUUGCAGCGCAUUUUCUAUCUGAAGCUGGAGGAUCUGGUGCCAGCGCCAGCUCUUAUCGAGAACAUGUUCGUCACCACAUUGCCCUUCUAGGCAGUCCAAAACCAACAACACAACACAAGAACAACAACAACAACAACAUUGCUUCCUUCAACCUAGAACCUAAGUUAGAGCCACUAAGAACUAGGUAGACCAUAACUAGCUUUAGUAGAAACCCCCAAUAAAUAAAAAGAAAGAAAGAAAGAAAGAAAGAAAAACUAAACGCGCAGUGCAAGUAUGCAGCAGAACACACAGGCCAUAUCUAUAUAGUUCGAGGAUAGCUGCUGGUUAGACAGGCCAUCCAUCCAUCCAUCCAUCCAUCCAUACCCUGCCCGAUGGAUAAUUGCGUACAUGAAUAUUUGAAAGAGACUCCGAAGGCUCCUUUGUGACUUCGUGUCAGCGCCCAAGCAAAUUACAACUUGUUGACGUUAAUUGUUCAAAUUGUUUAAUUUCAACUGUCAAAAUCAAUAGGCAGGCACGCACGGAACUUCAAUGGAAAACACUUUCCCAGCACAACCCUUUAUAUCCCGAACUCUACUCAAACCUGGCUCAACAUUCAGACGGACACGGGCAGCACCGAACGCUCUGUUGGCUUUUUCUCUUUUUUGCUAACUUCUAGUCAAUUGUUUUAAGCGUUACACAAACCACAAUUAGAGCUGUAGGAUUAUUAUUUGUAGUACACAUAGGUCCCUCCAGAAUUAACUCGAAAUAAUACUAGCUAAUAGUUGAAUGAGUGGCCAUAAAUUCGAAAUUUUGGAUUGAAUAAUUCAUAUAAAAAUUCUAUAAUUUGUUUUCCUUCUAAAUGAUUUCCACUCUGCCGAUUUGUGGAUAUCAAACUAUCAUAUCAUAUACACAGCAAUGCCAUGCUUGCCCUCUGGCUAAGAUAAAUCCCAUACGAAUCCCCCAUACCCCAACCAAGUAUUUCUGUAAAAUCUACAAUAAGUAUGCCCAAAUUUAGGGCUACAGUUUAGCUACAUAUAUCUACAUAGAUAGGCAUAGCAUUUAAGGUAUUACUUUGAUUGAAGGAGUUAUCAAUGGCACUCAACCAGUGCACAAUGAGAGUUUAAGUACCUUUUUGUGAUGAUUGUGUCUGACACAAAGAGUUGCACACAAACACACAAAUCUAGCAAAUAAGUAAUGGAUAUCUGUUAAUCUUUAGCAUACACAUAAGCUAAGUAUUUCGAUAGCCCAAAACCCCCAUACCCCCAUAUGCGUAUCUUUUAGUGUGUACGUUACAAACGAGAAACAAAAAAAAACAAAAGAAAAAUUAAACCUUAUUUAAUCUUAGCCACUACAAACUGAGUUCUCAAAGAAAAGGCAAAUGGUUCGAUUGUAUCUCUCUCUGUCUCUCUCUCUCUCUCUCUAUGGGUCGAUCGAUCCAUUUGUCCACUCUCUAUAUAUGUGUGUUAUUUCGAUAGGAAAAACCCCCCUCUAUGUGAUUUUGUGAUAGAAUUGGCAUUGAACUUUAAAUCUGUGUCUAUAAUACAUAUAUACAAUACAUGCAUAAAUAUACAUAUAUAUUUUUAUGUCUAACUUUUGUAUGGUUUAUUUUAUACGUACAACUUUUCUUUGAUAACAACAACAACAACAACAAAAACAAAACAAACAAAAAAUAAUGAUCAUUAGCUAGCAAAAUAUUAUAAAGUAUAUUUCAAAAUACAGCCUUUAGCAGAUGAUAAAAAAUUAAAAAAAAAAAAACAACAACUUUCCAAUUAAUGUUUUGUAUUGAAUGGAAAACCAGUUUUCUAUGUGUAAAUUUCAAGACUUUUAUAACUAAAAUAAUUAAACAAACAAAAAUAUAUGUAUAUGAAUAUGAACAACAUAUCUCUCUUUAAGCUUUCGAGUGCACAGAAACAGAACCCUUAAGUGUUAUUAAAUCUAUAUAAUUUAUGGGAUAUGAAAUGAUACCUACUAUUGGCAUGCCUAUAUAUUAACUAUACAAUUUAGAUAGAUCAUUAAUAAAUUAUUAACGUACAUGUAUGUAUGUAGCACCAGAGAUGAACUAGAUUUUGUACCAAUCUUUAGGAGGAACUUAGGCCAAGGUAAACUAAGUAUAAACCAUGAUCUGCAUGCGGCUAAGCUGAAGCUAUACACUUACAUAUAAACGCAUAUACAUUAUAUAAAACAUUUACAUCCAAGUUGCAUGACAUGUUUAGAAUUUUAGAGCAAUAAUUCAUAAGGACAAAGCACUUUGAAUAAACUAUAAACUAUAAAAACAAAAAAAACCUAUUAAAUAGAAACUACAAAAUGGAAACUUGUAACGGUUAGGAAACGGGAAAUGAAACAGGAAAAACACAGGAACAAGUUAGGUGACCAAGAAUACAGUUUGAAAGAGCAGCUCUUUAGCAAGCGAUGUAAGUUAGGUUCGGGUUCGAAACCCACAAAAACGAUGCCAUUUUAUAGCCGUUACAAACAAUGUAUAUCCAAUCAUGCACCACAUAACAUUAACAUACACACACACACAUAUAUAUAUAUAUGAUAUAUAUAUAAUAGUUAUAGUAAACCUCUACUUUGUACCUACACAAGAAAAACAUACAAUACAUGAAACCUUCAUACAUACUACUAUAUACAUACAUAUACAUAUACAGAUAUAUUUUGAAUAGAGAAAAACAACAACAAGAACUUUUACAAGUUAAUUCUGGCACAAAUAUAGCCAUAACCGGAACAUACAUACAUAUACAUAUUUUUUGGGUUAAUUGUUCUUUUUGUAAUUUUAUAUAUAUACACACAUACAUACAUACGCAUACCUAUAUGUGAAUGUCAAGUGUGUGAAACAAAACAAAAGAAAAAAGAAACCAACCGUAAAACGUGAAAUUUUUCGAUAAAACGAUUUUAAAAGAAAACCUUUUUCAACAUUGCUAUAAAAAUUAUAUAUGUAUACACCCUACACACACGAUAUAUAGUA